CGAAUUAAUGACUCCAGGAAUAAGAAGACACAGAGCUGAGUAUCUUCUUGAACAAAGCCAGAAACAACAUGGGGCUCUCAACAGAUCUACUGAAUGUGUCAAAUAAAUGCAGGGUGCUUUGCUUUUUUUUUUAAAGUAGCAUUUGCCAAUCAUGAAGGGCUUUUCGUUUUCCUUUGCUUGUGUACGUGUUUCUUUGUAAUAGAUGACACUGGAAACAAUCAAUGCCUCGGUGAUGCAGGGCUUCAAUCAGUCUCAACGCUGCCCCAGAGACACUCGGAUAACACAGCUGGUGUUUCCAGUCCUCUACACUGUGGUUUUCUUGACUGGUGUCCUGCUGAACACCUUGGCGCUGUGGGUGUUCAUUCACAUCCCUAGCUCCUCCACCUUCAUUGUGUAUCUCAAAAACACUCUGGUGGCUGACUUGAUCAUGACACUCAUGCUUCCCUUCAAAAUCCUCUCUGACUCGCACCUGGGACCCUGGCAACUCAGAGCUUUUGUGUGCCGUUUCUCUGCUGUAAUCUAUUACGAGACCAUGUAUAUAGGCAUCAUGUUGCUGGGCCUCAUAGCCUUUGAUAGAUUUCUCAAGAUCAUCAGACCCUUUGGAAAAUAUUUUAUUAGAAAACCUGUUUUUGCAAAAGUAGUCUCAACCCUCACCUGGUUCCUGUUGUUCUUCAUCUCCCUGCCAAAUAUGAUCCUGAAUAACAAGGCGGCAACACCAUCAUCUGUGAAAAAGUGUGCGUCCCUGAAGGGCCCUCUGGGGUUGAAAUGGCACCAAGUGGUCAAUUACAUAUGCCAGUUUAUUUUCUGGACAGUUUUUGUCCUAAUGCUUCUGUUUUACAUGGUAAUUGCGACGAAAGUAUACUAUUCUUAUAAAAAAUCCAGAAGUAAGGACAGCAAAAACAACAGAAGGGUGGAGGGGAAAGUAUUCGUGGUGGUGGCGGUCUUCUUUGUGUGCUUCGCUCCAUUUCAUUUUGCCAGAGUUCCAUACACUCGCAGUCAGACCAACAACACAACUGACUGCAAGCAAGAGAAUCAACUAUUCAUUGCUAAAGAAAUAACUCUCUUUUUGGCAGCAACUAACAUUUGUAUGGACCCCUUAAUAUAUAUAUUCUUAUGUAAAAAAUUUACACAAAGAUUGCCAUGUAUGAAAUGGAGAAAGACCACAGCAUCAAACCAAGAACACUGCAGCAGUCAUACAGACAAUAUAACCUUAGGCUGACAACUGAAUGUGUGGCUAAUUUCUAUCUAGCAACAAGACUUCAAAGAGUCAUUUAUUUGGAAAUCAAAAUUAAGCAGCAAAAGAAAAAACACUGCAUAAUAAAUGCUUUCUUGCAUUAUCCUAUUGUACAGCAAAGACUGUAUAAAUUAACUCCACAUGGAUCUAUCUACUCAUAA
Messenger RNA from Fukomys damarensis (Damara mole-rat), 1395 nucleotides. It is a transcript of the gene P2ry13, whose product is annotated as purinergic receptor P2Y13. The record is from RefSeq and is a predicted model, not a curated record. Gene Ontology annotation, molecular function: G protein-coupled purinergic nucleotide receptor activity. The transcript is spliced from 2 exons. NCBI's taxonomy places the organism in Eukaryota, Metazoa, Chordata, Mammalia, Rodentia, Bathyergidae. The coding region runs from base 203 to 1219 and encodes 338 amino acids. Gene Ontology annotation, biological process: G protein-coupled receptor signaling pathway; negative regulation of adenylate cyclase activity. Gene Ontology annotation, cellular component: membrane.